AUGGCGGAAUGUGUUGUUGUGAAGUUUGGCGGGGAUAGAGGUGUUAGUUACGGUGACGAUGGUAACAGUAAUUUGCAAGAUGAAAUGCACAACAGUACAUCAUACCAGACAUUCGGGAUUUACCACGCUGUGUGUAUUGCGUUGUCAAUCGUGACUUACGUCGUUGACGUUGUACUUCAUUGCUGGUUGGCAUACUUUUAUUUAACUCAAGGACAUGGGGCGUAUUUUGCGUAUUUCGGUUUAACAGUAACAUUUUUAGUGGUGCCAGCGCUUAUAUCAACCGCGUUCAGCAUGCGAUGGUACAUAAAUGAUGUGGAUGAACCAUCAUUGCCUAAACCACCACUGUGGAAAUGGGUGGUGAGGAUAAUAAUGCUGCUUCUACAGUUAGCUCCACUACUUAGGUAUUUUGACACAUUGUCAUAUGGAUGCCGGAGUGUGAUUGCUGGGAAGUUGGGAAAUGGGAUCAGACAGCAAAAAUUGUACAGAAUAAUGCUAGAUGAAGACUCUGAUGCUUCCUUGUUAAGACUGUUCCACUGUUUCCUUCAUUCUUUUCCACAAGCAGUACUUCAGCUUAUGAUUCUGCUUUCGGCUGUAAACAUCCAAGAAACGAGCCCAGUUCAAGGUCUCCAGUCUUGGGCUGUUGCGUGCUCUUUAAUAUCUAUUGCCUGGUCACUCACCUCUUACCAUCGAUCUGUAAGGUUUGCCAGAGAUGAUAAAGAAAAAUUGGCAUGGCAAGGAGCUGUGAUGCAGUUUUGCUGGCAUCUGUUGAGUGCAGUGUCACGUGUUCUGGCUUUGAGUCUACUGGCUGCGCUCUAUCCUGCCUGGAUGGGGAUGGUCUGCCUGGCUCACUGGAUGGUGAUGUCAGCGUGGCUGGCUCUGAGCCACCAACCUACUGCAGUCUGUACCAGCCGCUGCGAGGAGUUGCUCUUUAGUGCUGCUCUGGGAUUUGCAUAUAUUUUGACUUUUGUGGCCCCACGUGAUGGACCGACUAGAUAUUCGUACCUUGCAUAUUACUUGGUGUUCUUUAUGGAAAACACUGGUGCUCUUGUUGUGUGGUGUGUUUCAAGCAACUCCGCACAAAAUCCUAUCCUGUACUAUGGAGCCGUUGUUGUCCAGACAACAGCUUUUCUUCUUGCCAUUUUUUUUAUGCUUACGUAUUAUCGACACUUCCAUCCAAGUGGAACUACUAUCAGGCUCAGCAAAAGCAUUGCUAUUACGGAUCCGGGAACAGAGCUGAAACGUCGGACUACGAACCAAUAAAAAGUUAACAGUUGGUGUUUACUUGUUAUGUGAUCUGAAGCUAUGUCACGAAAAUACAGUAUUUAUGUAUAUAAGAUUAACAGAUAUAUAUGUAUACAUAUAUGUAUAUUUUAAAUAUUUGAAUUCUCAAAGCGGAUUGAUAAUUUUGAUAUGGUGAGUUGAAGCACAAUUCAUGUCUGACUGCAACAAAAUUAAGGUUUACAGUUCCUUGUAAAUUAUGAAGAUAAUUGCUUUUGCAUAACCACAUGGAAGCAUUCAUUUUUUAAUACAAAGUAUUGCCUUUUAUGUUCUGCAGUUCUUUGAAGAUAUGAAACAGUGUUAUAUACUUUCAUUUUUCUAACUGAAAUGUAAUCUUUUUCUCAGCUUUUCAAUACUUAUUUUUAGAGGAUCUUUUUCUUUAUUUUUGUAAGCUUUUUUAUAGGUGAGGAUAUAGUUAAAAUUUUAUAUUAACUUCUGCUCCUUGGAAAGAUUACAAGACUAAAUCAUGGGUGUUUCUAAAAUUAAAUUUGUAUAAACUGUCUUUGAAAAUGCUCUAUGUAGGGGUUUCGUAUCUCAGACACCAAACAUGUGGUAAAGAAAACUUCCAUACUGUAGAGUCUGCCAUGUCAUGCAGGUAUACUGUGGUUAAAGAACAAUAAUUUUCUGGUUACCUCGUUAAAGUACCACUCUUCAACUUGCCAGCUACAUUAGGAAAUGAGAUUGUUGUUCUGUAUAAUCUUACAUUAACACUGUGGUUUCCGUGCCUGAACUUGAUACUGUAUAGUGGUUAUCAGGUGAACAUCAGUAUUACUUCAAAUUUGUAUGUAACUGUGUUACAUAAGCCGUAGAUCUGUUAUUUUUCUGACCCACAUGUUUGUGUGUAAGAAAUAUCUUGUACUGUACAGGUCGUCUCCAUAUAUUUUGUGGCAUGUUACUUGCAUUUAUAUUGCUUUACUGUAGGUGUUUGUAACAAGUGUUUUGUGCUGUCUUUUGAUAAUAUUUGGUGUAUAUGGACGUACAGUCUUUCUGAAUGCAGACCUCUGCAGCUCUUUGUAUCUAAAAUUGUGAUAAGAUUUCUUAAAAAUUGGUUUUUAUAUGCACUUGUGUCUAGAAUUGCUUUUGAAUGAUUCUCAACCAAAACAUUAUAUGGAACAGAAACAAUAUAUUUUUUAAUGGCAUGAGUUGUCUUGAAAGAGUGCACAGUGUACUAAUGUCAUAGCUCAGGUUCAUCUGAAUCAAUUUUAUCCACUAUAAGCGAAUGUAGAAAAAGAAAGGAUUAAGGUGGGGUAUUUGUAGUGUGGUGACACGUUAAUUUUUCUUGGGCUUCAAGUCUUCUAAAAUUAUGUCAUCCUUUUGUGUACUGGUAGCCCCCUACCUACUUAGACAUUGGAGGUCCAACCUCCUUUAACUUGCUUCAUUUCUGUGCUGAAGGAUCCUGUAGUUCUGUAAGCUAGGAGUGCUGUGUGUAUUUGUAGAUAUUUUUAUGAGAGUUAGUGGAAGUUGUGCUUCUUGAAGGCCAGUACUGGCCAGCCCAUCUAUCUUCAUGAAUUUAACAAAUUUCGUUACACAGAAUGUGGCAGAAGAUACACAAUGCCAUAAUUUGUCUCUUUUUCUUCUUUUUGCAGAUAUACUUCAGAAAAAUCAAUAUAGCUGUAUGCCACUGUAAAGGUGGUAUUGCUGUAAUUUUAAGAUAGUGACUGUGACUUAAAGCUACUAAACUACGGUUCACCUAUUCACUUUACUUUGACCAGUGACUUGUUGUAUCACUUCAUUAGCUCCUAAUCAAUGUGCGUUGUUCAUUUCGUAACCCUAUUAACACGGUGGUUGCCUUAUAUUUUCUUUCUCCCCAUUUAUAACCAUUACAUUACAAAUAGUCUGAAUCACAUGUGCGUUCAGUGACCUGUUGUUGUGAUAAGGAAUAUGUUAACUGCAAAUUUUCCUACAGUUUUGAUUGUAAGAUGGCAAAGUAACGUGGAUUGUAAUACCUGGUUGGUUUAAAAAGUUUGCGUUUAACAAAUAAUGUGUGCUUAUGUGAGAAGAAUCAGCUGCAUUGAAAAAUUAUUUAAAAAAGAGAGUUUUUUCCACCAAUGUCAAAUGCACAGUUAUGUUAUUAGUCUGGAGCUAUGAUUCUGGGCAGGGGGUGGGGGAGGGGGGGGACUACAAACAGUAUUUACAUACAAAAGUAAAAUAAGGUGAAUAGUACACAUUGACCAAUGUAAUGGAAGAUUUUGUCUUAACCAUUUAACCUUGACAGAGUCUGAAACAACUGAGCACAGGCCCCCUUUCUCCUAAAAUAUGUGUAGGGUAUCUUGUAAACAAACUGGUAUUCUAUUCUACUGAGAAGACCAAGCAAGUGCCAUCUUAUGACAAUAAAAAAAUGUGUGUUUUAUGAGAUAUAGGUUGAUGAACAUUAGUAAAUUUGCAGUGGUUUAACCUACAGUAUGAGACAGAUGGUGAAGUUGUAGAGUUACACUAAUUUAAGCAGCCAGUACAACCUAAUGUUACAAGAAGUAGUUGGAUACCUAGUUACUCUGUAUCCACAAGAUAGUUUGUUGUUUUUGUAAGUGAUUUCUUGUGGGGAUCUAAAUGGACACCGUAAUAAUUCAUACUAAUCCAUCUGUACACUAAGUUAAACAAAUUGAAACUGGGAAACUUGCUUUGCUGUGCAGUACGCAAUAUUCCUAGUCAAUGUAUCUUUUACUGUACAAUCAGUGACCAAGUUUCAAUUGCAAACUAUACAUUCUACCACUCUUCAUUGGAACAUGAAAUGUGCCAAUGAAUAUAUCUUUUAGGAAUGUUUGCAGAAGGUGAUGUACGUCUAUUCAGUGGCAGUUGUUGGAUGUAUGAUCUGAUGCAGUACCUAAUAAUGUCACACCAUGUGUAACACGGAAUCUUUUUUUCGUGUACAUUGCAGAUAGUUUCAUCAGAUUCUGUCAUGUACAUGCUAAUGUAUCAAUAGAUGAUCCCAUCCUACCGAAUUUCUCACCCAUUGCUAUAUAUACUCGUCAAGUGCUAUCAGUUUUAUGGCAGUUUGACACACUUCUGGGUAUUAUGUUUAACAACUAAUAACAGGAAAGUCGAAUAAAUGGUCUGUCUGCUCCUGGCACAUGGUUACCACUGUAAAACAUUUGUAUGCUUAAUGAAUAUUCAUUGUGUGACUCUAAUUAUUGAACUGUUGUGUAUUUGUUGCUCAGGAUUUGUGCAUCCUUUCUAAUUAUCACACUGCAGUUGUGUGUUUUUGGUAUAGAGAAAUUUGUGAUUUGAAGCCCUAGAAAACUCAAAUGUGAUGUUUGAUGUGAUCCAUAUAAAAGUUUGAGGCCACAUUUGGGAUAAAAGAUCUUAAUAAUUAUACAUAUUAUAUACAUGUAAGUUUAUAAAUGUGCAACUUAGAAGUACAAAGUAUUUUUGGUAAGUUGUUUAUAAAAUUAUAGGAUAUAGAUGCAGUGGUAAUGUUUCUGAACCUGAAGUGCUUUUUUGUAAUUGUCCUGUCCACGUCUAAUUUAAAUCUAGAGCAAAAAUACGCAGAAGAUUUUUGUAUGUCCUGUGACGCUAGGUUGAAAGUGUGUGAAAGCUAGGAAAAAAUGUCUGUUCCUCAUUGAAUCUCAGAGCAUUUGGUCUUGCACUUCUCUCAGGUGCUGUAGCAUUUAGAUUCAGAUAAAACUGAGGGAGAACUCUGUGAUGCAAGCAGCAUUGUGGAACUUUUAAGAAGUGAUAACACAUUUUACUGAUUGUAAGAAAUUUGCAUGUAAAUAUUGUAAUCAUAUAGGUUAUGUGUACCUGAUUGGAAGAUAUGACAUUAUAUUGUAAAUUUGCCAUUAACUGCUAAAAUUUGUAUGGUUCUACUAUUCUAAAAUUAGGCUUUAAUCAAAGAAAACAUGUUUACAGUGUUUGUCUGGAAAGUAAUGCUGUUCUUUUCUUUGUUUUAUUAUUUAUUGAUCAGAUAGGUUCAACAACUUAAAAUUCUUUGAAGUGUGACCCUUCAGCAUCAAUACAUUGUUGUGUAUUUGUUGCUCAGAAUUUGUGUAACCUUUCUAAUGAUCACACUGCAGUUGUGUGUCCCAUUUCAGCUGAGGAAACAAAAGAAAGCCCACUGAGGUCAGGUCUGGACUGUAGGGUGACUGCAGCAUCAUUUUCACACCAGUCUAGGUCAGGUAGGCCUAACAAAAGGCGGUGUGAGAAAGGGUAUUGCUGUGUGGCAGUUUCCACACGAAGUGCAGAACUUCUUUCAGCUGCAGGUGACCCUCUGAUUCAGUCUCUGGAACCUCCCUUGUAAAACUGAGUGCUGACAGUAAAAAAGCAUGAACUUCAUCCAGGA
This is a messenger RNA of Schistocerca piceifrons (Central American locust), 5554 nucleotides long. Its product is annotated as XK-related protein 4-like. Gene Ontology annotation, cellular component: plasma membrane. The transcript has 6 exons. Lineage: Eukaryota; Metazoa; Arthropoda; Insecta; Orthoptera; Acrididae. Gene Ontology annotation, biological process: phosphatidylserine exposure on apoptotic cell surface; apoptotic process involved in development; engulfment of apoptotic cell. The record is from RefSeq and is a predicted model, not a curated record. Bases 1 to 1260 code for a protein of 419 amino acids.